AUGGCAGAAGCCGACCCGUGGGCGGCAGGAGGAGACCCUUGGGUCCAGCCGGCCCGCGAAGCCGCAGACUUGGGUGAGGAUGGACCUCCCCCUUUAGAGCCCAUGCCGGAUGCCUCUGGCAAAGAGCAACUUCGUCAACCCGACGUUCUUCAGAGUGAUGAGCCAGUGGCCGGCAUGCCUGUGCCGACUUUUGCGUCGUCGAGACCCAAUCCUUCGGGGGCUGAUUCGUGGGGCGAAGCAGCUGGGGGAGAGGAUUGGCGCCGUCGCCGACAACCUCGUGAAGAAGGUAGUGAAGACACUGAGCCCAGCAACCACAGUGGAAGUGAUGUCCGCAGUGGCCCCUUCAGUCGACAUGCCUCCUGGGGAUCGGGAGGGACUACGCAGCCGUCGUGGCGCGGAUGGGAUGAGUGGCGCGCUUGGGAUAGCGGGUCAUGGCGUCGCAGCGACUGGCGACGCGGCGAUGGUGGUGGCUGGUACAACUGGCGCGACGUUGAGGCCCGGGGCGGCGAGCCGACUUCGAGACCUACUACCACCGCGGCGGGCGCGGCGAGAACUUCGAGCCCUACUACAUCGGCGGCGGGCGCGGACGCGGCGGCCAGAACUUCGAUGCCUUCUACCACCGCUGCCGAACAGAGGCCUGAUCCCAGGACUACCGCAUCUUGGCGUCCGAGCACAGGGGCGAACUCGGAGAUCCGCAAGCCGAACAACACCGCCGGGACAACCUCCUCGCCCGGGGCCCUCGCGACGAACAUGGACGAGAAGGCACCUGGCGGCGCCCGCGUGCCCGGGCCCUCAGAGAGAUUGAUCAUCCCCACUUUCGCCGGGUCCGGGGAGAACGGGGAGCUCGGGGUGUCAGCCAGGAGCUAUCUUUGA
Symbiodinium natans is the source of this 873-nucleotide messenger RNA. Lineage: Eukaryota; Dinophyceae; Suessiales; Symbiodiniaceae. The record is from the annotation of a GenBank genome assembly.